This is a messenger RNA of Cyphellophora attinorum, 879 nucleotides long. RefSeq lists its product as uncharacterized. Lineage: Eukaryota; Fungi; Ascomycota; Eurotiomycetes; Chaetothyriales; Cyphellophoraceae. Bases 1 to 879 code for a protein of 292 amino acids. The transcript has a single exon. The record is from RefSeq and is a predicted model, not a curated record.
AUGUCCCAAAUCACCCAACUCGCCUCCAAGCUCUUUUCAACCGACGGCUUCUCUCCCGUCAAGACCGUCCCCACCGAAAAGCGCGUCCGCGGCGUCCUAAACGGCAACACCGUCUUCGACACUACCUCCGCCCUUCUAGUCUGGGAACACAAAUACUUUCCCCAAUACUGGAUCCCCAAGUCCUCCUUCCUCGACACCGUCACCUUCACCAAAGACAAGCCCAUCAGCGGCAUCGAAAGCUCAACGUACACCCUCAGCACCCGACCCGGCUCCGACAACAAAACCGCCCCAGCACUCCACGUGCCCGAGUCUUUCAACUCCGAGUUGGCAGGUUACGUAAAGAUCGACUUCAAGUCCCUCGACACCUGGUUCGAAGAACUCACUCCGGUCCUCUACCACCCCAAAGACCCCUUCCACCGCGUCGACCUCCUCCCGUCUGGCCGUCACAUCCGCGUUGAGACACCCUCCGGCACCCUCCUGGCUGACACGGGGUCCGAAGGCGGCGUCGUGAGUUUGUGGGAGACGAACUUCCCGGGUCGGUGGUACCUCCCCGCCACAGCACUACGGUGGGAGUUGUUGAGGGCAAGCAAGACGAAGACGGGGUGUCCUUACAAGGGAGAGGCGAGCUACUACUCUGCUGUCGUGGAAGGGGAAAAGGACAUAGAGGAUGUGGUGUGGUACUACGAAAACCCAACGCUGGAGUCAGCGGGCGUGAGGGGAAUGUAUUGCUUCUACCCGGACAAGGUGCGGACGUGGGUUGAUGGGGUUGAGAUUGAGCGGGUGGGUAUGCCGAAGGCGAGUUUGAAGGAGAUCAGGGGGGUUCAGGGGGCGAAGCCGCCGGAGGCAGAGAAGGAGAAGGUGAACGGGGACAAGAAGUAA